Molecule: messenger RNA, 2163 nt
Organism: Saccostrea echinata
Lineage: Eukaryota; Metazoa; Mollusca; Bivalvia; Ostreida; Ostreidae
Exons: 12
Coding region: 30-1856 (608 amino acids)
Source: RefSeq, a predicted model, not a curated record
UACUUUCGUUUUGUUUUGACGAGACGGUCAUGUCUGGAAGUGGAAAGACAGUCCCAGGGCCUCAGCCAUCAGGGACUAAACCUACUGUAUCAAAAAAGGAUUACAUCAAACUAGUUUUACUGGAGUAUGAGGAUGACACUAAUUACCCCGAAGCUGUAAAGGAACAUGAAGAACUGCUUUCUACCAAAGAUUAUGGAAUUUCAACACCUGGACCUGUGGUUCCUUUUAAAGAAGAAAAAGUUACAAAUGAACAGAAAGAGUAUAAACCAAAUCUAGCUGAAAUUUUGUUGAAAGCAUGUAAUGCUAGAGUGAAGAAUUACAGUUUAGCCUGGAGAGAAUACAUUGACCUGAUAGAGAAACACAAAGUAGCAGUCUGCCAGCAGGAAGCUCUGAAAGUUAGUCACCCCCCUCACAAUGAACCCAGUGAAGGACCAGGAGAAAAAGGCAAUGAGUCAAACCAAGAGACUAAGGGUUCAGAUAUUGUUGACAGUCCACAGACUCCUGACAAAAGUGCUCCACCAACUGGACAGGAACAGAAGCCUUUAGAGGUUGGAGUUCAGGAGCCAGUUAAAGCUGCCCCACCACAAGGAGGCACGGCUAAACAAGGACAGAACGAACAGGGGAAGACCUUGACCUUGUUUGAACUUUUGGAGAAAGAGAAGGACAAAGAAUCAGAGGAAUAUGAAGAAGCCUAUCAAGACCUGGUCCACAUGUUUACGUGUCAGGCCGUGCUUAGGAGUUCAUUUCCCCAGGCAAAUGUGUUACAACAAGUGACGGUCAAUAUGAGUAAACCAGAUGAGGUGCCGGACACCGUGAGAGAGAGGGCGCUGUACAGAUACCUGGUGAAAGUGAAGCCAGAGACGUAUGAUGGAAGCUACAAUGAUAUCUGGAGGGAGUAUGGAACUUUAUUGAUAGCUGAAAAUCUACUGGAUCUCGCCAGGAAAGCUAAUGGUCCAGACAGAAAUAUUUAUGUUAUAGUUGAGAAAAGACAGUUUUACACCAUGCAGACAGAACUUAAGAAGAAGACAGAGGAAGUUGAGGAGCUCUCUACAAGGUUGAGCAGAUUUGCCAGUCAACAGUUGACUGAGGGUAACCCUAACAUUGCAGACCUGAGUGACGUCCACCGCCCCACCAGGCUCGGGGAGAUGUACAGUCAACUGUUUGAUGAUGAGUGGUCUGAGGCAUUUGAGGCCUUAAAACCGACUACAAAGGAGGACGAGGAUGAAAUCUAUCCAAAUACACUGACACUGCUACAGAAGAUUGUAAAGGAAGUUUUUAGUUUUUGUAAAGAGAAAUCUCAGGAACAAUUACAAAGGCUGGAAAAUCAUAUGAUAGAUGCCCUCAAACAAGAUUCAGCACAGAAUCCAGAAACAAAAUUAGUUGAUGAGGAAGAAAAAAUGGAGGUGGAUCAAAAACCAGAUGAAGGUGGAGAAGGAAAAGUGGAGGGUGGAGAAUCCGGUGAGAAGUCCAAGUCUCCACUGCAUCAGGUGGUGGAGAGGCAUGCUAAGGAACUCAGAAAGGCAGCAUCCAGGGAGACAGCCAAACUACAGGCUCAGGUAUUUAUUCAACAAAAACUGUGUGAACUGUUACCGGAUGAGAAAGUCCGUCAGGAUGAGAGAGUAGUUACCUAUGUCAGUAAGUGUGUGGAGCUGUGCUGGUACAUGUGUAUGCAGGAUCCUCCAAUGGAGUUGGUGUUCCCACAGAAAGGAGAAACCAUGGACAAGAACUUGUUUUCUCACCACGGCAGGAAAGGGAAGGUGGUGGACAUCUGUGUCUGGGCUGCUUUACUCCUCCAUAAGGAGGGACCAGUGGUGUGUAAAGGAUAUAUCCUUCCAGAGGAAAAAAAAGUAAAGUGAUAGUAUUUAAGCAUCGCUAGCACAGAGGUUUCAGUCCAAUCCACUCCCAAUAAAUGGGAGAAGAGUGGACUGAAAACCCUCAGCUAGCAGAAAUGGUAUUCAAAUAGUAUUACGUAUACAUGUAGUUGCACAUAGAAGGACCAAACAUAGUUUCUGUGAAUUGCAGCUGAUAUACAUUUUCUAACAAUAUUCACACAUCUACAUGUAUGUUUCUGAGAGUUAUGUGUGUAAAUUUAUGCAUAGGUUAACCAGAAAAAUCACUCUAAUGAUUUUUUUUUCUUUUGCAAGGACCUUUAUAUAGUAUAUG